AUGGUCAGCAAAUUCCUAAGUUUUUCUAGUUUAGAGCACCAUCUAUCUGGUAAGAGGCUGGGAGGGUUUCCCGUUCGUUUGCGCUUCACAAUGGAGGCAAUCAUUUCUGCGGUUCUUGGUGAUCUUGUCGGCAGAGCUAUAUCCUUCGUGGUCGAGAAGCACCACGAGCAGACAACCGCUGAGGAUCUGCAGAGGCUGCGCAAGCUGCUUCUGAGGAUAAGUGCUGUUGUCGAGGAGGCCGAGGGGCGGCAUGUCACAAACCGGGGGAUGAUACAUCAGGCUAGCACGAUGAGAGAGCAAAUGUUCAAAGGGUACUACCUUCUCGAUGCCUUCAGGUGCAGAGAGAAGAAGACCGGUGACGAGGAGGUGAGUCGCUUCUUGUUUGCUGAAUCCAAUUUCAAUCCGGCUAAGCGUUUUCGCCGCCUUUCUAGCAACACUCAGAUUGAGAGCACGGUUAUUGUUAGAGUAAGCAGUCAGGAGCUUAAACAGGUUGUUCUUGGCCUAGAAAGCAUGGUUGUUGAUAUGAAUGAGUUUGCUAUAUUUCUGAUGAGCUACCCUCGCAUGUAUCGCCAACCCUAUGGCGCAUAUUUAUUUGUGGACAAGUAUAUGUUUGGCUGCCAAAUGGAGAGGGAACAAGCUAUCAGCUUCUUGCUACAAGCAGAGCCUCCGUAUGGAAAUGUGGGUGUCCUUCCAAUUGUUGGUUCUGCACUUGUUGGGAAGAGUACUCUUGUGGACCAUGUUUGCAAUGAUGAGCGUGUACAGAAUCACUUCUCCUUGAUCUUGCUCUACAUUGGAAACAACCUUCAAGAUGAAACGAUGACAACUUUUAGAGAUCAUUGCGUGAUCAAGCAUCAAAAUAUUUCCUUGGAUGAAGAGAAGUCGUUGGUAGUCAUUGAGCUCUUAGGGGACGUGGACAAAGGAGUAUGGAAGAGACUUCUGCACUCUUCUGAACGAUGCAUGCCACAUGGGAGCAAGAUCAUAAUCACUAGCCGAUCAGAGAAGGUGGCCAGUCUUGGAACAACGGAAGCCGUCAGGCUAAAUUAUUUGUCUAAAGAAGCUUACUGGUAUUUCUUCAGGAUGCUCGUGUUUGGUAGCACGGAUCCGGAGGAGCAACCAAAGCUAACAUCCAUAGCCAUGGAGAUAGCCCUAGAGAUGCGUGAAUCUUUCAUAUACGCAUAUGUUGUUGCUGCCUUACUGAGAGAAAAUUUUAGUGCUCGGUUCUGGUGCAGGGUUCUCAGACACCUUAGGGAGCACAGGCAGAAGAAUAUCUUGUUGUUAGGUGAAUGUCCUGUUGAUGAAGAACAGCCACGGUAUGUUUGGAGCAUGGCCAAAAGGCGGCAAGGUUCUGAGGAUAUUAAGUUCUAUCUGCAAGGGUGUCACCCUCAAAAAGGGCCUGUUUCUCAUGGCGAGAUUCCAAAGAUAACAGUGAUGGAUCUGCUAUCUGGCACCUGGAGUGCUAUGCCACGGGGAAAAUUUGAGGUCUUGUCCUGGAGGUCUCUCAUACCACCGUACUACAGCUACACAACUGUUUGCGAGUUUGUCCGGCACGAGAGUAGUACCACAGCAUAGAUGAAGAAGAGGAGUGCUCUUUGGCACCGUCGUGACACUGCUUUGAAUUACUGGUGGUUGUCUUCUUGUCUUUUGGACCAUGGUUCACCAGAUUGGUAGAUGCGACUUCCUUAAUUUGCUGGUGUAAAAGUUAGUGGUAUUUAAGUUGAUCUGGUUCUUGACUCGAGCUUAUAUGGAGUAUAUUGUAACUAGUACCUAAUUACCGGUUGUGCUUACUUGUAUGGAGCUAGGUGUUAGUACAUAUGUCUCCUUAAUUACCGGUUGAGCUUAUAUGGAGCCAGAUGUUUACAUAGGGCUCCUUAAUUGCCGGUUGUGCUUGUAACCACUUGUGUACUCUUCAUCUGAAUAAACAAGCCCUUGACUAA
Messenger RNA from Aegilops tauschii subsp. strangulata, 1934 nucleotides. RefSeq names its product disease resistance protein RGA2. The record is from RefSeq and is a predicted model, not a curated record. Lineage: Eukaryota; Viridiplantae; Streptophyta; Magnoliopsida; Poales; Poaceae. Gene Ontology annotation, molecular function: ADP binding.